UGAUUCGCCUGUUGCCGUUUGUCUCUAUCCAUUCAUCCGUCGCUAUUUCUACAUGACAGCAGCGGAAUUUGGACGGCGGAGCUAUCUCUCGUGAUAAUGAUGGUCGUCGUUUACCAUCGUCAUCUACUAUCGCUCGACCUUAUCCUUGCGCAGUUUGUAUGGUGGCUCACUGGUGCUGCUGAUAGGUGACUACGGCCUCAGACACCUCCAGCGCUCUCUGUGUCGUCUAGUCAUUGAUAGUAUUGCAUAGGGCUGUCGAGGCCGUUGUUGUCAUCUGUACCGUCCAUUCCUUCAUGCACAGCGUAGAAAACAACAGUGGCCAAAGUAGCGGCAGCGCUGGAGCAGAUCAGCCGCCGCCGCCGCCGCAGCAGCAGCAGCAGUAGAAUAAGUAUUGGCAGGAGGCAACAGUCAGACAGCCAGAGGGAUCGAGCUAGUGGUGGUAAAAAGCCGAUGAAUGGUGUGUCUAGCAUAGUCAAUCGCCGGGUAGCCGCGAUUGACAAGCGUUGUGCCCGGGUGUGAUCGAGAGUGACUGCUGUUUCAACCGCUGAUCAUUUGUCAUUUUUGACUGUUAACGAAUUUUGAGCGUCACCAUCUUGACAAGGACAGCCUCGCGUUGUACGAAAGGUAAACUGUUGAUAAGUUGUACGGUUUGUCCGUGAGUUAUCGACAAAUCGCUCGUUAUCAUUGUCGUCAUCGCAAAUAACAAAUGUGCGGUACAACAACAGAAGCCUUCUUGCAUAUGACUAUAAAUCGACUAACCCCAGCGGUACUUGCUUUCAAUCAGUUCCAAGACAACGAGCAAACUGAGUGACUUACUUGAUUUACUGAGUGGAAAACUUUUUGGCUGACUCUCUGACAGACUACUAAUCGGGUUUGUCUCGAUACCGUUUGUUCAUUCCGAGGGUCUUGCAUGUUUGCUAACGCAGUGUAGAGCUUGAUUCGACUGGUCGUGGAUAACGGACAAUAGAUGACCAUCGGCGUUCGGCGGUUCACAGAAGUGGCAGAGGCGAAUCAAACGAGGGAUUGUAGUGUCCUUCUCAUUUUGUCAAUGGCGACGGCAGCGGCGAAGGCGGCCAUAUCGCCAAUCGCAGCAGCGUAGUGUUGAUGUGCAAUCGCAUGUGUUCAAUGUAGGUGUGGUGGGCAUCAUCGUCUUUGCCUAAUAUUUCUACUACAGCUGCACUCUUUCCUUGUGCUAUGACGGUCGUCUAGUGAUCGCCGUGCUGGUUCAGUACCCGUAACCAUCACUACAAGAAUACCUAUUUCAAUUCUUACUGCAGUAACGGCAAUUUUCAUAGGCAAAUUACGUCAAUGUAACGACCUCGGUUAUCGUAAUAACUGUUUACUGUGACCCCCCUCCCCCCCCGCAAUACACCCAGUGACGCACUGAACGUCAAUGAUUUGGGCAAACGUUUUCUAACGACAAAGGUUAAUCUGCGGCUGUGCGUACUCGAGGAGGCGUUCACGUUACCGUGAGGUCGUCGACAGAGAGCUAAAGUUAGGCAGUCUGUCCUGUACUUUUUUUCCUGUCAGUCGUUUCUUGUUUCUUAAUUUGUACAGACAGUGGGUGUCAGUCGUCACUACAACGCCAUCAGUACUCAUUCGAAGUGGAACGUGAUCUGGCAAGGGAUUGAUGUGACCGUGUGCAAGUCUCCCAGCAUUCGACAACGGUGACGACUGAGUGCGUAUCCAUUCGCAUUGUGUAUUCUAGAGACCCUUUAUGAUCAACCCGAAAUAUCCCACCCAGGGUCAGAUUAUUACACCGUAGAGGAGAAAAAGGGAGCUAACGGAAUUGGAACAACUAUAUGAGAGGCCAUAAUAAUAAUAAUAACUGAUUCCCUCUUAAAGAGAGUACAUAAGUACUCUAUUAUGUAUAGUUCUACCCCUAGGUGCAUUUUUGCCUUUCAUUACAGUAGGGAGUGAGCCGACGUUUUGAAAGCCCCGAAAUGCGAGUGAGUUAGUAGGCCAUUAUUAGCUGCAGAAACGCCAGCCAGCAAUAGGCCGUCGAGAAGACGUCAAAAAAACAGGCCUAGAAGACACAAGUGCGGUUGUAAGUGGAAUAUUUCGAAGCGAUAAUUGUGACGUUAACUAACUCGUGUGAAUUAUUUGAAGCGGAGGCAGACGCAAGGCAAAAGUGCGCGGAACGGAUUUACCCUUAUUAUAGUUCGAACAGAGUCUUGAGCCCUAUUAAGGUGGAAGACGAGGUUCGUCACGAAUUGAAUUAGCUUAGCGUUUAGUAUAAAGCACCCACCUAACCAUUAUCACUAACACGUAACAGCAGAAGCACAUAAACAGCGGCACCAUGAACAGGCCAUCAGGGCAGAGCCUCAACGACCGGCUGACGGCAGCCCGGUAUACAAUCGCUGGUCAAGGAUUGGCCAGGGUGGUUGCAAAGGCCACCACCGAGGAGCUAAUGGCACCGAAGAAAAAACAUCUUGACUAUUUACUUCACUGCACAAAUGAGCCAAACGUAUCUAUUCCUCAAUUGGCUAAUCUACUCAUAGAGCGGACUAUGAACGGUUCGUGGAUCGUCGUUUUCAAAUCGCUUGUUACAGUUCACCAUCUGAUGUGUUAUGGAAGCGAGCGCUUCACGCAAUACUUAGCCUCUUCGAACUGCACCUUCAACCUGGCAUCCUUCAACGAUCGUCUCGGCACGCCACAGGGACCCGAGAUGGCGACGUUCAUACGUCGACACUCGAAGUAUUUAAAUGAAAAAGCGCUCUCCUAUCGAAUGGUAGCAUACGAUUUCUGCAAGGUGAAGCGUGGAAAAGAGCAGGGCACAAUGCGGACGAUACCAAUGGACAAACUCCUUAAGACGAUUCCGCCGCUCCAGGCGCAGCUCGAUGCUCUUCUCGAAUUUGAUGCUUCGCCCUCAGAUUUAUCGCACGGCGUUAUUACAGCGGCUUUUAUGCUCCUAUUUAAAGACUUGAUUCGACUAUUCGCAUGCUACAAUGACGCUAUUAUCAACAUUCUCGAAAAGUAUUUCUCUCUUCAAAAGAAGCAAUGCCGGGAAGCUCUCGAAUGCUAUAAGAAGUUCCUCGUGCGCAUGGACCGCGUUGCUGAGUUCCUCAAGGUUGCAGAAAACAUAGGCAUAGAUAAAGGCGAUAUUCCAGACCUUACCAGGCAGAGUCAAGCAAGUGCAAAUAUUAACAUUUCAUGCCCACAUUUUGAUAAAAAAGGAAUAUCAAGUAAAAAUUGUUGUGCGAAUGUAAACCAAGAAUGGAGUUACCGAGAUCUAUUUUAUUCCGAGGCACCAUCAAGUCUGUUAGACGCCUUGGAACAGCAUCUCGCUACACUUGAGGGACGCAAAUAUGUCCCGUCAACGCCUCAACCGCCCAACGGCUCAGCUAACGGAUUUUCAAAUGCUGUGUCUGUGCUGGCUUCUACGUCGACAUCUUUCGGCAAUUCGGCGCACUCCCACGAUGAAUCUAUUAGACAGGCGAUUCUCGAGGAAGAGAAAGCUCUUAGCAAACUCAAGGAUCAGGAGCCGCCCCCGUCGGCGUCUGCUGCACUACUGCAAAAGAGAUCGGAGAUACAGCAGGCCAACCUGCGACCUUUCGAGCUGCAUCGUCAAGUACACGAUACUGAUAAUAACGACGGUGGUGAAGGUGAAGUCGGAUUUGGAUUUGACGAUAACGGUUUAAACACGAACCGAAAAGCUGUGAACGAUUUGUUCACUCCAUUGGACGCUAUCCCGGCUAUUCAGAAACAUUUGGCUGGAGGUGGAGGGGCCGCGGCUACCUCGGAGACGUCGAAUCCAUUUUUGGCUGGAGAAUCUGCCAAGAAGACUGACGACAUUAUGGAUUUGUUCUCUGCGCCGCCUGUUACAGGCCAACAGCAAUCACCGUCAGUGCCGCCGGCACCUAACAAGGCGUCAGAUGAUUUGUUGAAUUUGAACCCAUUCGCUGAUACGGGACUGUUUUCGGUGCCAGCCGGGGUAGCCCCCGGAGCCGCCCCCGUCGCUCAGGUUGCAAGCGACCUCUUCGGAGCGCCUGCGCCCUCGCAGCCGCCGGUACCACAGUGUGCGGUUGUGUUUCGCUAUGCAGCCUUCAAUAAUUCGAAAUCUACCGAUUCGAUCAUCACCGGAGACCUUGACUCGACUCUGGCAAAUUUAGCAUCAAAUCUCGAUAUCAGCCCAGCGCACAGAUACCGCACGCCAAGCAAGCAACAGGCGACCACGUUGUCACAAAUGUCGUCUGCUAAGCAAAUGACGGCUGGAGCCGGUAUAGGCUGGAAUCCCGACUUUUCGUCGUCGGGCGGAAAUCAAGCGGCUAUUGCCCCCGGUGGAGCGGCUACAAAUACUAGCGACAUGAUCUUCUCAGAUCUCUUCUCUACAACACCGAGUCAGGCUCCUGCAGCAACGGCCCCUCUUAAGCAUCCCGCCGGCUUCGAUCCGUUCGGUCACCUGUAAGUAGGUUUCUGCGCUCGUUGUAAGAAGAUUUUAGAAAUUAAUCGUACAACAGUUGACUUCUGGAUGUCUCUUGGUGCGUGACGCCCACCCUAACAAAUCUUCCCACUCACGAACAUGAACUACAAUCAAGCAAUCACUUGUUGUCGCUGUAACCUAUGAAAGCCCACCUUGAAAAAUCUACACCGGUAGCGAUGAGUGGAAUGUGGGAUGAUGUACGAGAACUGACCAGUCCUUUGCAUCGGUUAGCAGACGUCAAUGGGUGGUACCAUGGUCACUGGGUCUCCUCGAAAGGUGACGUAGGCAUUAAUAAAGUCUACAGCACCAGCGUUGAUGACCCCGACGAUUGCUGCAUCCAGCAUCGUUGGGCCGGUUUCUUUUCCUGAAUCGUUCUGUACCACUCAUAUUCCAACUACGGUUGUGGAAAAAUACGAAAUCCGCCGGAGAAAUGGUGAUCUGUGGACGACUGAAAUUUUCUUGUUAAAUUAUUUAGUAUAAGAGGCAUACAUUUAGUUAGAAACAACGAAAAAUAUAGUAUCUAAAAUAUUCCCAGACUCCUUCUCAGACGUACGAGCGUCCUAGGGUAUGACGGUGUCGACAAACAGUCGGCACCGAUCGGCUAGUUGUUUGUGGCGGAGCUGUUGAGUCGCAAAAAUGUAGGGUUUAUAUACUAGAAAUAACUAAUCAUUUUGCGAGUUUAAAAGAAACACCAAUUGCUAAUGACGACUUGAUAUUAGAACUCGGAUGGUGUUUAAGGCUCGUGAUAUCAUCUAGCAAAGACAUUUCGCAAUGGCGCAGGAAUCUUAUUUUGCCUCUUUGCCUGCCAUAACAAAAACCAAUAGUAUAUCUAGGUCAGUCCCGAAAAAUCACUUUAUUGUUGGCAUUUGACAUUAGCCACGCAAACGUAUCCUGCCUAAUUCAUUUUUAUCGAUUGGACAGACAGGUGGUCGAAUCGCUUCGCGGCGACUGGUCUGUCUAAAACUAUGGAAGUUAUUCAGAUAGGACAGCGUGAACGGCAACUUUGCCUCGAGUAUUAUUGUUCAGUGCAGAACAGUUACGGCGACUCGGUCGACGUGGUAGUUACAACUUGGUCACAUCAUAGUUAGCAUCCAAUAAAAUAUGAUUACCUUAACGAGUUCUUUAACAGUUGCAUAUUGUUAUUAAAUAUAAGUAAAGUACGUUUUGCCACCGUAGACCACCGUAGAUUUCUUUCAACGAAUGCGCCAGUGAUAUGUUCACGUUGUGGACUGCCAGCUGGUUUUUCGGCAAAUUCGGAUCAAAAUUAUGAGCGAUUUACGUCGUCAACCCUAUGAAAAGAUAUGUAUACUCGUUACUAUAUAGUAACAAAUUUUGUUAGUUCGUUUGCAAUUAAUAAACGAUACUAGUAUAUAGAUUUUCUUAGCCGAAAGCAUUACUAUUAUAAUAAUAAUAAUAAUAAAAAUUAUUAUUAUUACUGCAUCUGGUAAUGGCUGAAACAAAUAUAGAAAUCAACACUUGAGUUGUAAUUAUAUUGAGUUGUUGUAUAGCGAUGAAGUAAUUGAAUCUAUUAAUUAUUCGGUUAGUGUUUAUACUAGCAGUAACAUUAUUUUUGUUAUGUUAAUGAUAAUUAUUGAAGAUAGAGCGAGACCGAUAAUCUUGUCAACGAGUGAAAUUACUGGUCCAAUUGGUUAAGCCCACAAAUAAAACAACUAAUUAACGGCGCAGGCUUUGUUAACUCGUGUGAAACAUGCGGGAAGCGAAUGCCCCGUGAGCAAAGUGACACCAUUUUUUUCCCUAUUAUUAUUUUAUAUCUAUUUUUUAUAAAUAUAAGAGCAUGUGUGUAAACUGUAUAUGAGUCAACUAUAUUUAAGCAAAACUCAAGUCUGAUACAGUUUUAUAUUAUUCAAAUCUGUUAGUAUUUUGUGGUGUAACAAUAUCGAGUAAUCUGGUUUCUUUAAAAUCUCUUAGUUGUCAGGUUUUUAAGUUGACCUUAGAAUUGUUAUUAUGACAACAUUUACAAUAGCUUAAGUGUAUAUAGUGGGAACUAUCACUUUCGAUUUACCGAUUUAGUUCACCAUGUAUUCGUUCUUUAUGUGUUACCUCCAACGAAUCGGAUUGUGCGUUUCAGUUUGCCCAACAUGGCCAGCGCGAUAUGUUUAGGGUUUUUUUAGAUUAUAUCAGUUUGCAGUGUUUUGCAUCACUCUUGUGGUUUGGAUGACAAGGAUUCGUCCGCACUUUGCCAGUUCAUUUUCAGUCUCUGGGCCUCCUAGCGCAAAAUACGCAAUAUUUUCGAUUUAAAGUGGUAAAUCAAGAUAAAAAUGCCUAUUUUCGCCUCGGACUCCCUGGUCAUUACUGGCUUUUGUUUACUAUUAAAUAAUAGAAUCAAAAUAAAAAGGGGGUGAUUUUUGAUCCGCAAGAACCUUGUAUGCGAGCACCACUGCAGUAUAUGCUCAAAAACAAGACAAGACAUGAAACUUAAGUGCUGGCUUUUAACGGUA
Molecule: messenger RNA, 6882 nt
Organism: Varroa destructor (honeybee mite)
Lineage: Eukaryota; Metazoa; Arthropoda; Arachnida; Mesostigmata; Varroidae
Gene: lap
Product: phosphatidylinositol-binding clathrin assembly protein lap
Biological process (GO): clathrin coat assembly; synaptic vesicle budding from presynaptic endocytic zone membrane; clathrin-dependent endocytosis
Cellular component (GO): synaptic vesicle; extrinsic component of presynaptic endocytic zone membrane; clathrin-coated pit
Molecular function (GO): clathrin heavy chain binding; SNARE binding; 1-phosphatidylinositol binding
Source: RefSeq, a predicted model, not a curated record